Molecule: messenger RNA, 1296 nt
Organism: Vigna radiata var. radiata (mung bean)
Lineage: Eukaryota; Viridiplantae; Streptophyta; Magnoliopsida; Fabales; Fabaceae
Exons: 2
Coding region: 1-1296 (431 amino acids)
Source: RefSeq, a predicted model, not a curated record
AUGGGGUUCCUCAAUGGUUCCAUUCCAGCCCCUGCCUCCACAGACUCGUUAUUCCCUCAAUGGGAACGAUGCAACACACUCAUCAUGUCCUGGUUAUUGAACUCUCUAUCACCUUCCAUAGCUCAAAGUGUGAUCUACCUUAACAGAGCUAUCGACAUCUGGACCGAUCUUCGCGAACGCUUUUCCCAGAGCGAUUUACUCCGAAUCGUAGAACUUCAAGAAGAAGUUUAUGCCUUCAAACAGGGCACUCAAAAUGUCACUGAUUACUACGCUGGCUUAAAAGCUCUGUGGGAAGAAGUGGAUAAUUUUCGCCCCAUGACUGUUUGCGGUUGUUCUGCCAAAACGUAUCAUACACAGGACUUCAUCAUCAGGUUCCUUAAAGGUCUUGAUGAUCGUUUUUCAGUGGUUCGGUCUCAAGUGCUCCUUAUGGAACCCCUAUCGUCCUUGAAUAGGAUUUUUUCCAUGGUCAUUCAACACGAACGUCAACAACCUGAUGUCGUUUUUUCCACUAAUGAGCCCAACUCGUUUGCCAACGCUGCCAUGGACAGAUCUCGCAAUACCACAAACAAAGCCAACUCCUCCAAAAAGUGUAGCUAUUGUCAUCGUCCCGGCCACACAAUGGAUGUUUGCUACAGCAAGCAUGGUUAUCCACCGGGUCAUCCUCGUUAUCCCGGAAGGCCAAAAUUUAAUCCUCGCAUUGGUUCGUCAGCUCACAGCGUUGUUAGUGAUGCUUCUUCCGCUGAGGAGAAAGGGACCAACGAGAGCUUCACUCAAGAUUCCGGGCUUAAUUUCACUAGAGCCCAAUUUCAGCAUUUACUUAGUCUUCUCCAACACACUCCUCCUUCUGGUGGUAGUUCGAGCUCAGUAGACAACAACCAGCCCAAAAGUGUCAAUCUCUCUCUAAAGAGCCCAAUCCCUUCACCUGGUUCCAAUUUGGAUAAAGGGCCCAAUCCAUCCUUGCCUCAUCCUAAUGAGCCCAAUCCAUCCUUGUCUCAUCCUAGCCCAACUUGGUCUUUAUCAGACACUGAUUUCUACUCAUCCGUUCUCACCCAAGAAUCAAAUCCAUCAUUAUGCAGUCCAUAUUUCUCUAUAGAAAAUGUUGCAGACCCAAAUUCCCCUCUCAUGACCAAGUCCCCCAAUCCAUCCAUGUCCGAGUCCAAUUUGCCCUUCUCCUUUCCAUCUAGUUCAUCCUCCCCAAACGCAACCAUGCCGCAACAUAAUGAACCAGACCAAACAGUACCCCUUCUUCGUCGCUCAACUCGCCCACAUAACACUCCACCUCACCUUGCUGAUUAA